AUGGCCUUUCCAAGAUCCAUGUGGCUGAACUGUGUAUGGAGAGCGACAGUGGUCCGCCUGCUACACACGGGAUUGAAUGCCACUUUUGCUUUCUCGAUACUUGGAUUUUUGCUUCACGCUGCAGCUGUGUCCUCCCAAAAAUUGGAUGAUACCAACCCAGUGGUGACCACCAACUUUGGCAAGAUAAGAGGGAUUAAGAAGGAACUUAAUAAUGAAAUUUUGGGGCCCGUUAUUCAGUUUCUCGGGGUUCCAUACGCUGCCCCUCCAACAGGGGAGCGCCGCUUUCAACCUCCUGAGCCUCCGUCUCCCUGGGCAGAUAUCAAAAACACCACCCAGUUUGCUCCAGUGUGUCCCCAGAACAUUAUAGAAGGCAGGUUGCCUGAAGUCAUGCUUCCCGUGUGGUUUACUAAUAACUUGGAUGUAGUUUCAACCUAUGUACAAGAUCAGAACGAAGACUGCCUCUAUUUAAAUAUCUAUGUCCCCACCGAGGAUGUCAAAAGAAUAUCCAAGGAAUGUGCCAGAAAACCCGGCAAGAAAAUUUGUAGAAAAGGAGGUCCCCUUACAAAGAAACAGACAGAUGAUUUAGGUGAUAAUGACGGUGCUGAAGAUGAAGACAUUCGGGACAGUGGGGGACCUAAGCCUGUGAUGGUGUAUAUUCACGGAGGGUCCUACAUGGAAGGCACUGGAAAUUUAUAUGAUGGCAGUGUUCUAGCAAGUUAUGGGAAUGUGAUAGUCAUCACAGUCAACUAUCGCCUUGGGGUACUUGGAUUUCUGAGCACUGGGGACCAAGCAGCAAAAGGAAACUAUGGCCUCCUUGAUCUAAUUCAAGCUUUGCGAUGGACUAGUGAAAAUAUUGGGUUCUUUGGUGGUGACCCAUUAAGAAUAACUGUUUUUGGAUCUGGGGCAGGCGGUUCAUGCGUCAAUCUGUUGACUUUAUCCCAUUAUUCUGAAGGUAACCGUUGGAGCAAUUCAACCAAAGGACUUUUUCAAAGAGCAAUAGCUCAAAGCGGAACAGCUCUCUCCAGCUGGGCAGUUAGCUUUCAGCCUGCAAAAUAUGCCAGGAUGUUGGCUACAAAGGUUGGUUGCAACAUGUCAGACACUGUAGAACUGGUAGAAUGUCUACAGAAGAAGCCUUACAGAGAACUUGUCGACCAGGACAUUCAACCAGCAAGAUACCAUAUAGCCUUUGGACCAGUAAUCGACGGCGACGUGAUACCAGACGACCCUCAGAUCUUGAUGGAACAAGGAGAGUUCCUCAACUAUGACAUCAUGCUGGGAGUUAACCAAGGGGAAGGGCUGAAGUUUGUUGAAAACAUUGUGGAUAGCGAAGAUGGCAUAUCAGCCAGUGAUUUUGACUUUGCGGUUUCUAAUUUCGUCGAUAACUUAUACGGAUACCCCGAAGGCAAAGAUAUAUUGAGGGAAACCAUUAAAUUUAUGUACACAGACUGGGCAGACCGGCACAACCCCGAGACCAGAAGGAAAACACUGCUGGCUUUGUUUACUGAUCACCAGUGGGUUGCACCAGCAGUGGCCACAGCAGAUCUUCACUCGAAUUUUGGAUCGCCUACGUACUUCUAUGCCUUCUACCAUCAUUGCCAGACAGAUCAGGUACCUGCAUGGGCAGAUGCAGCCCAUGGAGAUGAGGUUCCUUACGUACUAGGAAUCCCCAUGAUUGGUCCCACUGAGUUAUUUCCUUGUAAUUUCUCCAAAAAUGAUGUCAUGCUAAGUGCAGUGGUGAUGACGUACUGGACAAACUUUGCAAAAACUGGUGACCCAAAUCAACCAGUGCCGCAAGACACAAAAUUCAUCCACACAAAACCAAAUCGUUUUGAAGAAGUAGCAUGGACCAGAUAUUCUCAGAAAGACCAACUGUAUCUUCACAUUGGAUUAAAACCACGAGUUAAAGAACACUAUAGGGCCAAUAAAGUGAACCUUUGGUUGGAACUGGUACCUCAUCUGCACAAUCUUAACGACAUUUCACAGUAUACCUCUACCACAACUAAAGUGCCAUCGACUGAUAAUACUUUCAGACCCACAAGGAAAAAUUCUGUUUCAGUUACUUCAGCCUUUCCUACAGCCAAACAAGAUGAUCCCAAACAGCAGCCAAGCCCAUUUUCAGUGGAUCAAAGGGACUACUCAACAGAAUUGAGCGUUACUAUCGCAGUUGGCGCAUCUUUGCUGUUCCUGAACAUUUUGGCCUUUGCAGCGUUGUACUACAAAAAGGACAAGCGGAGACAUGAUGUUCACAGGAGAUGUAGCCCACAACGUACCACUACCAAUGAUCUCACCCAUGCACAAGAAGAGGAGAUAAUGUCCCUCCAAAUGAAGCACACUGACUUGGAUCAUGAAUGUGAGUCCAUCCAUCCACAUGAGGUGGUUCUUAGGACCGCCUGUCCCCCAGACUACACGCUAGCUAUGAGAAGGUCUCCUGAUGAUAUCCCCUUAAUGACACCCAACACCAUCACAAUGAUCCCCAACACUAUACCAGGGAUUCAGCCCCUACACACAUUCAACACAUUUACUGGAGGACAGAACAAUACUCUGCCCCAUCCUCAUCCCCACCCCCAUUCACACUCAACAACCAGGGUAUAGCCAGACAAGACGAAACAAACUUUAUUUUUUGAUGGAUUACAGUAGGUGAUAUUACUGAAGAUUACUUGGCUUUCAACCUACAAGACUCUUACUAUUUAAAUAUGGAGGAAUAUUAUGUGAAUAUACAUAUCAAGAACAUUUGGGGUUUUGAAAAAAAUGAAUUGUACAUAUAUCAAAUGAACUUAAGAAACAAACAAAACAAAAGAAAAAAAGAAACAAAAAACAAAAAACCCAACUGUUUGCAAUUGCUUGAAGCAGUUGUCCUGAAUGAUACUUUUUCAUUCACAUUCAAGUAUUAAUUUUUUGAAGAUUUAAGUUACAUAAUGGAAUUAGGCAUGUGCAACACAAACAGGAAAGAACUAUGACUGAAAAUUUUAAAAACCUAUAAAUAUGCACAAGGGACACAUUAAUGGAAUGUCAGAUAAUUUUCACCAAUUUUUAUUUGGACCUGUUUUCUUGUGUAGACCAUAUUUACAUAUUUGAAUAAGUACACAAAGCACCAAUGCUGUUAAGGCCUUAGAAAGGGGCUCAUGCUGAAAUCUGCCAGUCAGAGAAGUUUUACAGCCUGGCAGGUACAACAUUAUCACAUAAGUGCUGUCAGUAUAAAAGUUGUGGGAAUAAAGGAAACUGGAUAUUUUUAGCACGAUGUGCAUGAUAAUUUAUAUGCUUGGUGGCUGUGCUGCUGAUUAAGCCGUAAUUAAAAUUCUUCUCAUCCCAUUGGAGUUUUUAAUAGAAGCUUUUUCCAUCAAUUGGCACAACCUAAAGAAGUUUUUUUAAAGGGGCAAAAAGUAAUUAUAGUAAAAUAUUUCAUGGUAGCUUCCGAAAAGGAAGGGAUUGCAACAGUUCUUAAAGGUAUUUAUGGCAUUCUAGGUAUACAGUGUUGGACCCUCACUGAUAUAAGUCCCAGACAAAAAAAUGUAUACUAUUAAUGUUCUUUUUCCUUUCCACCUAAAUAAUUUCUGACUUUGAAAUAACUAUAACUUUAAUGGAAUCGCCUUUGAUGAAGGAUUUAUAAUUUGCUGUGAUUUAGUUACAGAGUAUUUUGUUCAAAUUGAUGAGGUAAAGUGUGUCCAAAAAUUUAAUUGCAAUGACAUUUUGCCAUUUAAAAAUGCCCCAAUAUUACUGCUCUGAUUACACCUUUCAGCUUAUUGUUUCAACUCAUGUUGCAUGUUACAAAGUUUACUUAUAAUACUUUAAUAUAAUGUUAAUUCCCUUUUUGCUAUACGUUAGCUUUGUCAUUCCAAUUAAUUCUCUAGACCAGAUGGCAAGAGUGUAGAAAAAGAGGGUAUAUGAAAACGGGGAGAGAGCCAACAACUGGAAAUUUAAAAAUCUGGAUACUACAUAUGUUUGUGUGAUUUGAAGUGAAUGUUCUAAAAUCACAAGAAAUUUUUCAUUCCCCUGUUGCUUUCCAGUAAUUCUAUACCAUGGUCCUUUCAAAACGUUUGUAUAUGUAAUCAGAUGUACAUUUAUAUAAAAGAAAUAAUUGAGAUGGACUUAAGAGCACAUCCCUGAUAAAUACUUUCUCUCUUACCUGUACUAUAUUUCUAUUAGACUAAAGUUAUGUGAUUUUUUUUUACAUUUUUUCAAAUUACUAGCAAUUUUGAUAGUUUGUAAGAUAAUGCGAAGAACUUUCUCUGACAAACUAACUGCAGUAACAGAAACAUUUCUUUUCAGUUACUCUUUUUCAAGAAUGAAAGCUUAUUACACACAAAAAUUGUAUACUACUUGAUGGAAAAUUACUUUGUAUUUCUUGGCCAUAUUACUGGUCACUGAGUGAAAUAAAGAUAAUCUGGAUAACGAAUAUUAUUCCAAUGUUAAGAGACCUGAUCUUUGCUCAUUAAAGAGCUAAAAUGUUUAUUGCUGUUUUGUCAUUUUUUAAUGAAGUAAUGGUAACUGUCUCAAAUAAAGAGUAAUAUCUUAAGACCAGUCUGGUUUUUGAAGACAUGAGGGUGCCUUCUACAAUUAAUAAAACUGCAUAUUUAUAGGCCAGCCCCACCCUAGCUUUUUCUUACAGAAAUAUUGACAUUGUGACUGUCAUCACAGUAAAUCUCCUCCAGAUUUCAGGAAUGAGUUAAAAAUGCAAUAUCAACACCAAAAAAACAGCCAAGGAACAGGCCAAAUUGAAAUAAAUCUGCAGUAUUCCAUGAUGGGAAAAAAAAUCACCUGGGUUUUAUUGGGUGAUUGAACUUUUAUUAUAAAAGAGAAGUUUAAAGCACGUUUGCUAACAUCGAGCACAGACAUUAAAAAUUAAGCUGGAACCAAAAUUAAGUACUCAAUUUCAGUUCUUUUACGUACCUAUUUCACAAAAAAAAAAAAAAAAAAACCAAACAAAAAACAAACAAACAAAAAACCCAAAAAAAAAAAAAAAAAAACAACAAAAAACCCAACAAACAUGUACUUACUUAGUACUUCUUACAGUCCCCAGUUUUAAAUUAAGGUCUUUUUGUAGAAGCACAAAAAAUAGUCUUCAAAAUCCAGGGCGGUCUGUGUGCAAUUUCUGCCUGAUGUGGUUGUGCUUUUAGACUGUGACCUGCCAAUGUAAACCAAUAAAAAGAAUUGUCUGCCAUCUGAUAAUUAUUGUUUAAUAAGAAGAUUGUAUUUUGCUAUGUUGAUAAAACAAAACAAAAAAAAUACAAAAAUAUUGAUGGCCAUAAAACAAGAUAUUAAUGAAAUAUGAUUUUAUGUGCUUUUCUUAACUUUAUCAAAACCAAAAUAACUUUCUACUAUAGUUUAUUUGUGGCCAUAUAUCUAUAUAUCUCUAUAUAUACAGUAUCUGGUAAUUGUUUACUUUUAUUAGUUACAAAAUAAAUGAUUUAGGUAAACCAAGCAUGACACUACACUUUAUUUCUGUCAGCCAAUAGUAUUUAAAAUGUGAAAGAUGAAGGCAACAACACAAAUUUUGUCACUACUGUUUGGAGAAAAAAAAAAAAAAGUCCAUUCCUGUGAUGCAGAUACUGUGAAUGAUAUUUUAGUGGCUACUUUAUACUGACAUUACAGCAGCUGGCUUUCCAAAAGUAAGAUGGUGUCCCACGUUUUAACACAACAUUGAGAAAGAGCAGAGAGAUGUUUUAAAGCUGGAAUGAAAAGAUAAGAAAUGGUUUUGAAAUAUCUUCAUGUUCUUCAUGGAAUAUAAGUUUGUUUUUUUCAAAGUAUUUUAUCUAUUUGAUUUGUUUUUCAUGGUAGCAUACACAAAAGCAAAAUUGAGUGUGAUAUUUAAUUUCUUGUAUCAUCCUUGGACCAGUUUUACAAUAAAAUUAGGAUAUCAGUCAGUCUUUGGAAGUUCAGUAAAAAUAUAAAGAGCCUGCAUUUAUUGAUUUCACACUUUUGUAAAUAUGUUUGCAGACCUUUUUAAGAAAAUGUAUUCUACCAUUUUGAGAAAAAAAAUAACAAUGGAAUCAUUGUCUCGUUUAUCUAUUAAAAUUACAGGCAAUAUAAUGUGCUGUGCUGACAUUUCUAGGAGAAAUAAAACCGAUAAAAACUGCAUUUUGCUCAAUGGUAUCUCAGUUGGUUAUACCUGGUAUUCUCCACCCACGGAAGACUUGCAAGGCAUGGAUGAACUUCCUGGAUAAAAUCCUCCAUGGGAAAAUGUAGUUGUUAUUUUUGUUGUCUGUACUAAACAUGUGUCACAGCUUUUUAAUUAUUGGAUGUUUUUGUUGCUCACACACCCUGAAAACCGGAUGAAUAGAGGUCUAACAAAUAAACAUGUUACAGUUUUAAAGACAGCACUGCACAGAAGAUGCUGGAAUUUCUGUUGCCAGUUUCACUAGGAGAUGAAAAAGCUGACUUCAUAGGAAGCUGUCAAACAUCAUGGUAUUCCUUUGAUGUUUGGAAGUUGUUGCUUUUUGCCUGUGAUGUUAGUUUAAAAUAUUGGCCUUUCCCCCCACCUUUUUUUCUAGUAUUGAACAGUUACAGAUGGUCGCUUUUUAAUGUAAGCGAACGUUAGAUAAUUUAAUUAUUAUUGUGAAAAUGUGCUUCCAAAUAAAUUAGAUUAAUGGGAAA
Messenger RNA from Vidua chalybeata, 6591 nucleotides. It is a transcript of the gene NLGN1, whose product is annotated as neuroligin 1. NCBI's taxonomy places the organism in Eukaryota, Metazoa, Chordata, Aves, Passeriformes, Viduidae. The record is from RefSeq and is a predicted model, not a curated record. The transcript has 7 exons. Gene Ontology annotation, cellular component: cell surface; postsynaptic specialization membrane; synapse. Gene Ontology annotation, molecular function: signaling receptor activity; neurexin family protein binding. Gene Ontology annotation, biological process: chemical synaptic transmission; presynaptic membrane assembly; synaptic vesicle endocytosis. The coding region runs from base 1 to 2592 and encodes 863 amino acids.